Durio zibethinus is the source of this 2248-nucleotide messenger RNA. RefSeq names its product metal transporter Nramp3.2-like. Gene Ontology annotation, biological process: positive regulation of reactive oxygen species metabolic process; defense response to bacterium; manganese ion transport. The record is from RefSeq and is a predicted model, not a curated record. Gene Ontology annotation, cellular component: vacuolar membrane. Lineage: Eukaryota; Viridiplantae; Streptophyta; Magnoliopsida; Malvales; Malvaceae. Gene Ontology annotation, molecular function: manganese ion transmembrane transporter activity; cadmium ion transmembrane transporter activity.
GAAUGGAAAUGAAAAAGCCACGAAAGGGUAACAAGACAGUGGGAAGGAGACAGGUACUUUGCCACUCUUUUUUUUUCCUCAUCCCUUGCUAAAACCAAAAGCAAAAGCGAUCCUCCGUGAACGCAACCACACCCGAACAUGCCACCGGAAGACAACCAGAUUCCUUUGUUAUCUGACCAGGACUCCGACCAGGAUGUCGCGUAUGAGUCCGGUGAAAAAGUCCACAUCGUCGGGAUCAAUGAACUGGACGAGGAAGGCUCAUUGGUUGUCCCACCCUUUUCCUGGAAAAAGCUAUGGCUUUUCACUGGACCGGGUUUUUUAAUGUCAAUAGCGUUUUUGGAUCCUGGGAAUUUAGAAGGGGAUCUUCAAGCGGGAGCUACAGCUGGUUACUCCCUGCUGUGGCUGUUGAUGUGGGCUACUGCUAUGGGGUUGUUGGUUCAGCUGUUGGCGGCUAGGCUUGGUGUGGCGACGGGGAGACACUUGGCUGAGCUGUGUAGAGAAGAGUAUCCGACUUGGGCUCGGAUGGUCUUAUGGGUAAUGGCAGAGAUGGCUUUGAUUGGAGCUGAUAUCCAGGAAGUGAUUGGUAGUGCCAUUGCUAUUAAGAUUUUGAGUAAUGGUGCUUUGCCUUUGUGGGCUGGUGUGGUUAUUACAGCUUGUGAUUGUUUUAUCUUCUUGUUUCUUGAAAACUAUGGAGUGAGGAAGCUGGAAGCAUUUUUUGCAGUCCUCAUUGCAACUAUGGCAGCCUCAUUUGCUUGGAUGUUCGGUGAAACAAUACCCAGUGGCACCGAACUUCUUCUUGGUAUUUUGGUUCCAAAACUAAGCUCUAAAACCAUACGGCAGGCGGUGGGAGUUGUGGGCUGCAUUAUCAUGCCUCACAACGUAUUCUUGCACUCUGCUCUUGUGCAAUCACGAGAAAUUGAUCGCAGCAAGAAAGGCCGGGUGCAAGAAGCUCUCAAUUAUUACUCAAUAGAGUCCACUGUGGCACUUAUAAUUUCCUUUAUAAUUAAUCUGUUUGUUACGACUGUCUUUGCCAAGGCAUUUUAUGGUACAAAACUAGCCAGUAGUAUUGGCCUUGUGAAUGCAGGGCAGUAUCUUCAAGAAAAAUAUGGAGGUGGAUUAUUCCCGAUUUUAUAUAUAUGGGGAAUUGGAUUGUUAGCAGCUGGACAAAGUAGCACAAUUACUGGCACUUAUGCCGGACAGUUUAUCAUGGGAGGUUUCCUAAACCUGAGAUUGAAAAAAUGGCUAAGAGCAUUAAUCACAAGGAGUUUUGCAAUUAUUCCUACUAUUAUAGUUGCUCUUAUUUUUGAUACUUCUGAAGCAGCGCUAGAUGUCUUAAAUGAAUGGCUUAAUGUGCUUCAGUCAAUUCAGAUCCCUUUUGCUCUUAUCCCACUUCUUUGUCUGGUAUCCAAGGAGCAAAUCAUGGGGACCUUCAAAAUUGGCCUUGUGCUCAAGACAGUUGCAUGGCUUGUGGCUGCGAUGGUGAUAGUUAUUAAUGGAUAUCUUUUGCUUUACUUCUUCUCUUCCGAAGUCACUGGUGUAAUGUUCACAAGUGUAGUGUGUGCAUUUAUGGGUGCAUAUCUCACCUUUAUAAUAUACCUUGUUUCUCGGGGUUUUACUUUAUCUGCUUGGCACUGUUCGGUACCCUCUAAACAGACACAGGGAAUUGAGUGAUCAGUCUUGGACACGAGAUCAGAAGCAGGAAAUGCUUACUGCCAAUUGUUUUAGGUUAGGGACCAUCAAACUCUAUUUUUCACAGAUCUCAAGUCCUCUAGUUUAAAGUAAUCCUUUUUGCGAAUGGAUACUUAUAGGGACUUUACGGACAAAGUUCAUUUUAGUAGCUUAUUUUGUCUCAAUUAUUGUUUCAAACAACGCAGUUGUUUAGGUUCCAUAUUAUCGUUGAAGAAUGUAUUUAUCAUAUCCUGCUGUAUACAGAGGAUUGGAGAGAGCGAUGCCCUAAAUAUAACAUUCUUUUGAAACAUUUGGAGGAGCCAAACUAUGUUAUUCCAUAAUGUACCUGAAAUUUUGUUCAAGCUGGCUAUAUGUGAACCAGCUUUGAACAAACAUGUAAUUCUAUUGAUUUACUGAUGGAUUUGCUAUAUUUUUAGCAUUCUUUUAAUCUUGAACUUUUACCUUUCCUUGUUCUUUACCGUUGACACAUGCUAAUUUCACCAGUAAUUUGUGGCAAAUGGCAAUCCAAGGAAGCUAAAACUGGAAACUGAGGUGGGGAGCCUGGGAGUUACGGAAAUUU